Truncatella angustata is the source of this 1467-nucleotide messenger RNA. RefSeq names its product heterokaryon incompatibility protein-domain-containing protein. The transcript has 3 exons. NCBI's taxonomy places the organism in Eukaryota, Fungi, Ascomycota, Sordariomycetes, Amphisphaeriales, Sporocadaceae. The record is from RefSeq and is a predicted model, not a curated record. The coding region runs from base 1 to 1467 and encodes 488 amino acids.
AUGGCGGUGGUUCCAUUGCCUGCAAACCAGCCCUAUGUCACGUUGAGUUACGUAUGGGGCUCGCCUGCCAACGAAACUCUGGGAAGGUCAGGAUUGCCGGAGAGCUUGCCUCGGACCAUUGGCGAUUCUGUGAUUGUGGCUAAACAGCUGGGUAUAAGAUACUUGUGGGUCGACCGGUAUUGCAUACCUCAAAACGACGAGGAAGUGAAGCACAGCCAGAUCCAAAGGAUGGCCGACCUUUACUCUGGAUCCACAGUGACCAUCAUCGCGGCGGCCGGCGAGGAUGCAGAGUACAGCCUUCCUGGAGCAACACGGGAAAGAACACCACAAACAUCGAUUAGUGUGAGAAGGUCGCGUUUGGUGGUCCCGAAACAAACAUGCAAAGAAAUCUCCAAAUCGAAAUGGAAUAGUAGAGGGUGGACUCUUCAGGAGGAACUUCUCGCUACAAGACGUCUUGUUUUCACGGACAGUCAUGUCUAUUUCCAGUGUCGAAAAGGGCACGUCUACGAAGAUACCUUAAGCCCAGCGACCGUCGACGACCAAUUGUUGUCUCUUGGUGAACCAGUUUUUCUUCACCAAGAGCGGAACACCAGCCACUCUGACAUGUGGCAAAUCUUGGCUGAGUACAUGAUGCGGGAUUUGACAUACGACACUGAUACGAUUAAUGCUGUUACCGGUGUUCUGAAUGCACACGAUAGCGAAACUAUUGCCGGACUCCCCAUGGUGAAGUCUUGUCAUUGGGGGGACGGCACUCGUCUUACAAACACUGAAGUGUUGGCCGUGUCGCUAGUUUGGUCGGUCGACUCGCCAUAUAUGAGCACGGAAUCCAAUCCGGCAACCGUUCGUCGAAAGAUCUUUCCGAGUUGGACAUGGGUGGGAUGGAAGAUAGUAAGAAAAGAGAUCGACCCCUUUUUGUUGUCCGAACAGGGCAUAGUUGUACUUCAUAUUGGCGAAGCUCGCUAUGCUCUAAAAGAUAUGCUGUCGUUCGAAUCAGAUUGGCAACAAAUUAUUUCACUCUCGAGUUUCGGAAAAUACCCAGAGUGUCUCAUCCUAUCAGGGUGGACAUUUUCGCUGAACUCUUUCGAUAUGGCAACGAUUGAUGACAGUAGGAGGAUAGAGCAUAUUAAAAAGCUCCGUUCCGGCCAAGAAAUAAGGCCUGGGUUGCUAGGUUUGGUUCUCUUACAAAGGUUCUUACCGCUCGCACAUGGUUUGCAUUCCUUUUUCCAUGUUCUCAUGCUGAAAAACCAGGGGGACAUGUUCGAGCGUUCAGAUACUGAACCGUGGUCGCUCGAAGUGCAAGCAGAACGUUCAGGUCGCAAGUUUACCGCAUUUCAAAGCGAGAUAAGUUUGGAAUUUGUUGGAGCGAAUGACAUGAUCGUCAGCGGAAGUAUUCAAACACGCGGCCAUGAAAUCUGGUUGUCUUAUGGUCAAAUUGCGGAUAACGAGUUCGAGAAAUAUUGUCUUUGA